CAGUACUUUUAUGUUCCAUGGUUCAGUAGCGCGACAUCGUUCAAGAUGAACAGUUGGGCUGGAAGCCGCUGGCUUCGGCUUGCGGUUUUGCUGUGGUGCAGUGCCGUGCACGUGGGUGCGGAAACUCUAACACCCCCGUAUUUUAAUUUGGCAGAAGGGAAGACGAUCACCGCCUCCGCGACUUGCGGCGUCGAUACAGAAGGACCGGAGCUUUAUUGUAAAUUAAUCGGUGCUAAUUCGGACAAGGAGCUUAAUGUCAAUGUUAUACAAGGGCAGUACUGCGAUGUGUGUGAUCCGUCGAAGCCAGAAAAAAUGCACCCGCCAGAAUAUGCCGUGGACGGUAUCGACACAUGGUGGCAAAGUCCUCCACUUUCCAGAGGGAUGAAAUACAACGAGGUCAACUUAACAAUCGAUCUCGGACAAGAAUUCCAUGUAGCAUACGUUUACAUAAAAAUGGCCAAUUCUCCGAGACCCGGAUUAUGGAUUUUAGAAAAAUCUGCAGAUUAUGGUAAAACCUAUACCCCCUGGCAGUAUUUCUCAGAUUCGCAUGCCGACUGUGAAACUUAUUUUGGAAAAGAAAGUUUAUUGCCCAUAACAAGGGAUGAUUCGGUCAUUUGUAGUACGGAAUAUUCAAAGAUUGUCCCAUUGGAAGAAGGAGAAAUUCCCAUUUCUCUGCUAAACAACAGACCCUCUGCAAAUCACUACUUCAACUCCACUGUGUUGCAAGAAUGGACCAGAGCAACCAACGUAAGAUUUCGUUUCCUACGUACCAAAAAUUUGCUUGGACAUCUUAUGUCUGUGGCAAAACAAGAUCCUACUGUUACCAGAAGAUACUUUUAUUCCAUCAAAGAUAUUAGUAUUGGUGGUCGGUGCAUGUGCAAUGGUCAUGCACAAACAUGUGAUAUAGCUGAUCCAAAGGAUAAAGUGCUUUUAUGUCGCUGUCAGCACAACACUUGUGGAGCAAAAUGUGACUCAUGCUGUCCUGGUUUUGAACAAAAAGCAUGGAGACAAUCAAAACAUAAUGAUCCAUUUAGGUGUGAACCAUGUAACUGCUUCAAUCACAGUGAUGAGUGUGUAUAUGAUCCUGAGGUGGAUAAGAAACACCUUUCAUUAGACAUUUUUGGAAAGUUUGAAGGAGGAGGAGUAUGUCAGAAUUGUAGACACAAUACUGAGGGUAUUAACUGUAAUAAAUGUCAGAGCAAAUUCUACAGACCUUACAAUAAACACUUGAAUGAAACUGAUGUUUGCCAGCCUUGCAACUGUAACCACUUUGCUUACACUGGUAACUGUGAGGAGGGUUCUGGAAGAUGUGAAUGCAGAGAACAGUAUACUUCACCAGACUGUACAAGUUGUAGCUAUGGAUAUUACAGUUAUCCAGAAUGCAAAGCAUGUGAAUGCUUCCAAAAUGGAACUGUUAAUGCUCAAUGUUCAGAUUUGGAUGGUCAAUGUUCCUGCCUACAUAACUUUGGAGGACAGUAUUGCAAACAAUGUGCAGAGGGCUAUUACAAUUUCCCAGAAUGCACAGAAUGUGAAUGUGAUCCCAACGGCAUAGAACCGGAUCAAAGCUGCAAUCAAAAAACAGGCGAUUGUCCUUGCAAAAACAACUUUUCAGGAAAGCAAUGUGAUCAAUGCAAAGAUGGCUAUUGGAACUAUCCUGAUUGUUUAUAUUGUAGCUGCGACAAAAGUGGUACUACCGAAGAAAUCUGCGACAAAGGCACAGGCAAGUGUUUCUGUAAGGAAGGAUAUGGAGGCGAAAGAUGUGACCAAUGUCAACCCGGAUAUUUCGGAUUUCCCGAUUGUCAACCGUGCAAUUGUAGCAAAGUUGGCUCUCAUGGAACCACUUGCAGUGCCACUGGAAAAUGUUCCUGUUUAAGUAACUAUGCUGGUCGUACUUGCGAGCAAUGUAGUCCUGGAUACUACAAUUUCCCUGAGUGUAGACCUUGUGACUGCGAGUCUCGAGGAUCAAAUGGAAUAACAUGUGAUUCAGAAGGAAAAUGCGAAUGUCUUGAAAAUUUCGCUGGACAGCACUGCGACUCUUGCAAAGAGGGUUAUUACAACUACCCUGCUUGCGAAGGUUGCAAUUGUCAUCCUGCUGGCGUCGUGACGGGAUUCGCUGGUUGCGGAUCAGUGCCUGCCGGCGAGCUUUGUGAAUGCAAAGACCGGGUAGAGGGUCGCAUUUGUAACAAGUGUAAACCUUUGUUCUGGAACUUAAACUCGCAUAAUCCGGAGGGAUGUGAGGAGUGUAACUGCAACCCGGCGGGUGUGCUAGGCGGUAUAGCGGUGUGUGAUGGCGAAAACGGCAAUUGUAUUUGUAAACCAUCGGUAAUCGCCAGGGACUGUACGGAAUGUGAAGACGGCACCUACAUGUUGGACGAGGAUAAUCUUUUCGGGUGCUCUGAUUGUGGCUGUGACGUGGGUGGUUCAGUAAGCAGCAGAUGUGAUAAGAAUACCGGAAAUUGUACGUGCCAGGCUCGUGUAACUGGACGAACUUGCAAAGAACCUCUUGCCACCCAUUACUUUCCAACACUUUAUCAAUACCAAUACGAAGUUGAAGAUGGCUACACUCCCGAAACAACUCGUGUACGAUAUGCUCAUGACGAGAAUGUUUUCGCCAAUUAUUCAUGGAAAGGAUAUGCUGUGUUCUCACUACUGCAGAAAGAGGUGCAACAAAACAUCUACAUUUAUAAACCGUCGCUCUAUCGAAUGGUAAUAAGAUUCGUCAACCCAAACAACCACACAGUCAUCGGAAACAUUAGGGUUACUCCAGACAAUCCGAAUGACAACGAACAACUAAUUAAGGUUCAAUUUAGGAAUACAUCUAAACCCACUUUUGUCACAGUUUCUGGCGAGUCGGGUAAUACUCCACGACCAUUUGUCCUGAAUCCUGGCAGAUGGACUGUUGGUAUCAACGUAAACGAAAGUGUUUUAUUGGAUUAUUUUGUGUUAUUGCCUGAGGAGUAUUAUUUAGCAACAGUAUUAACGCAGAAGGUAGAAACUCCUUGUAAGUUGGGGGGUGAUUCAAUAUGUAGACAUUAUGCAUAUCCAAAUAUUACCAUGUAUGACAGAACUAAUGGUGUGGGAGGCUUUGUAAUAAACAGUAAAAACAAACCUGAAAAUGUGAAAGAAUUCUUUGAUGAUAGAAAGCAUCUCUCAGAAGUGGACGUUUUAAAUCGUGUGCCUUUAUUGAACGAAGUGCAAAAUGAAAUAAAUUACAACAUGACAGUCAGAAAACCUGGCGCUUACGUGAUUUUGGUGAAUUAUGUUACACCUUUAACCAAUAAAAACUCACACAAAAUAGAAAUAAUUGCUGACCAGAAAUCUGGUCCAGUAAAUGGCAUUUUGCAUUUGUAUAAUUGCCCCUACACAUUUAUGUGCAGGCAGGUUGUUACGAAUUUAAAUGGUGGUGUUGGAGUAUUCCAAGUUGAAGACAAUGAUUUGCCAGUUAAACUAAUAUUUAAGGGUUCUAAUACUAGCGUUGGUAUUCACACAAUAUACCUCAUACCAUAUGAAGAUUGGUCUGUGGAUUACAUCCAACCACGACCUGUAUGUAUAAGGAAGGAUGGCAAAUGCAUUGAAUCCAAAUUCAGAAAUCCACCAGAAACGAAGAAAAUUCAAUUUGAGACGGACGUAGAAGGUGAAAUUGACUCACACAGGCCGCCAAUCGAAGAAUGGGACAACAACACCGCUUACAUUUGGCUUAAUCCAAACGAAAAAUCAAUCGACUUAAGGGGAAAAGUACCUUCUCCAGGCCCAUAUACGUUUGUCCUGCAUUAUUACCAACCACAUUUUCCAGAAUUCGAUUUGGAGGUGAUCAUUCAGAAUGGUCAGUUUUAUGAAGCUAAAGUGCCUGUGAAACAUUGCCCUUCACAGUCAGGCUGUAGAGCAACUAUUGUGCAAGCAGACCAAAACAACAAAUUCUCAUUAACUGAGAACUUUAUGAUAACUUUAAAGGUGCCAGACAGUGCUAGUAACAAAAACGUGUACCUUGAUUAUCUCCUGGUUAUUCCUGCCGAUUUAUAUAAUGAUAUGAAUUUACAAGAAGAGGAUUUCGAUAGGACUGGGGAGUUUAUAACCACAUGUGGUAACGAUAACUUCAACAUCGACACUUCGAAAGAAGGAUUUUGCCGUGACUCCGUGUUUUCCAUCACCGCUGCCCAUAAUGUCGGCGCAUUGCCAUGCCAAUGUGAUUACUACGGAUCCUGGAGUUUUGAAUGUGAGAAAUUUGGCGGACAAUGUAACUGCAAACCUAAUAUCAUUGGCCGCAAAUGUGAGGCUUGCAAAACUGGUUACUACGGCUUCCCGAACUGUCAACCAUGUAAUUGCCCAUCGACUGCCUAUUGUGAACCAUCCACCGGUCGCUGCAUUUGCCCCGAGAACGUAGUUGGAGAAAAAUGCGAUCAAUGUGCCCCCAUGACAUUCGGAUUUGAUCCUUUAAUUGGUUGCGAAGAGUGCAGGUGCAAUCCGUUAGGUGUAGAGGGUCACCAAAUGCAAUGCGAUCUCUACAAUGGAAGUUGCGAAUGCAAACCAAAUGUUAUCGGUCGUACUUGUGACGUCUGUAGACCAGGACAUUACGCAUUCCCAUACUGCGAAGUUUGCGAUUGCGAUCCUAGUGGUACAACUGUUGACAUAUGUGCCCAAGAUACGGCGGAAUGUUUCUGCAAGAAGAACGUUGUCGGUCCCCAAUGUAACUAUUGUCGCGAGGGAACCUACAAUCUGGAACCUGCUAACGAAGACGGCUGCACUCAGUGCUUCUGUUUCGGCAAAACCACAAGAUGUUACAGUUCUAACCUUAUCAAAAUUCAGUUAAUGGAGACACGGGACUGGGAAGUCGUAUCUGCAAACGUUGCCGCUGGACAAUUGAAUGUAGAGAAGUUGAACUUGACUGUUGAAACCAACAAUUACGUGGGUGUUGACUUUUCAAGCUUCGACGCCGCUAAAACAACAGCUUAUUUCUCCGCUCCGUUCGAUUACUUAGGCAAAAAACUGACGGCUUAUGGAGGAUACCUCAACUAUACGAUCUUCUACGUGAUCGACGGCGAAGGCAACGGUGUAGCAAUUGAUGCACCCGACGUCAUUUUAAGGGGUGCCAAUACUUAUUUAACCCAUUCGAGUUACGAACAGCCACCACCAUCGCAAGCGUACAACGGGUUUGUUAAAAUUGUCGAAAACAACUUCCAGUUGCCCCAAGGAGUUCCAGCUAAAAAAGAACACAUUAUGGAAGUACUUAAAGAUCUCAAAGGCAUCUAUAUUCGAGCCACUUACUGGACAGCUAGUAUAACUACAAGAUUGACGAAUCCCACUCAGGACUUAGGAAUUGCUUACGAACACCAAAACGGACAAGAAAGUCUCGAGCGUGCCGUCACUGUUGAACAAUGUGAAUGCCCGCCAAUGUAUCAAGGAUUAUCUUGUGAGGAGUGUGCCCCAGGUUAUUACAGAGUAGAUGGCCCUCAUGGUGGCUAUUGCGAACCUUGCGACUGCCAUGGUCAUGCCACCGAAUGUGACGUCGAAACUGGCAUUUGUAUCAAUUGCACACACAACACCAAAGGUGAUCACUGCGAAUUUUGCGAAACCGGAUACCAUGGAAAUGCUUUGGCUGGCACUCCAAGGGAUUGUCUUAUCUGCGCCUGCCCACUACCAAUUGCUUCUAACAACUUCGCCACAUCCUGCGAUUUGAGUAAUGACGGCAACAAAAUCAGCUGCGAAUGUGAACCCGGGUAUUUUGGUGCGAGAUGCGAGUCCUGCGCCGCUGGUUACUACGGACGGCCAGAAGUGCAGGGUGAUUACUGUAAACCUUGUCAGUGUUCGGGUAACAUUGACACCAACGAACCUGGCUCUUGCGACACGGUCACUGGUGAAUGUUUGAAAUGUCUCAACAACACUUUCGGAGAGGCCUGUUCGCUUUGCGCACCCGGUUAUUUCGGUGAUGCCAUCCACUUAAAGGAUUGUCAAGCUUGUAUCUGUGACAAAUACGGUACCGAUCACUGCGAUAGUUUUAAUGGUAUCUGUGUUUGCAAGGAAAACGUGAUAGGCGAGAAAUGUGAUCGAUGCCAAGUCAAGCACUACGGUUUUGAAUCUGGCCAAGGUUGCAAACCCUGCAACUGUGCAGAAGCAUCUGAUAGCGAUCAGUGUGACGACGCAACGGGACAGUGCAAGUGCAAGGAAGGUGUUACCGGCAAAAACUGCGAUAGGUGUGCCGCUGGAUACUGGAAUUACACAUCAGAAGGAUGCAUUUCUUGCGGAUGCAAAAGUGAUUUUUCACAAGAUGCUACCUGCAACGCUAUUACCGGCCAGUGCAAAUGUUUACCUGGCGUUCAAGGUGAAAAAUGUAUUCAGUGCCCACCUAGGUGGGCCUUCUCCCCAGGCUAUGGAUGUCAUCCUUGCGAUAAAUGUCAUCAUGCUCUCUUGGACACUACCGACGAAUUGGGCCAAUUAAUCGAUCCGGUCAUAAUAGAAUUUGAUUCCACCAACUCAGGAUAUUUCACAAGAAGGCGAUUGGACAACAUGCGUGAUAUUUUGGAAAAACUUAAACCUAAACUUGACGAUGUCGAUCCUCAUCAAGUCAGUUUAACUGAUGAUUUGGCUGAACUGGAUUCCUUGGAACAGGAUUCCAAAAACUUAAAUAGAAAGUCUAAUUUGUCGUUGGAUAACAGUCACAACUUAAAGAAUCAAAGCGAAGUAUUACAUGAUAAUGUUGCCAAGCUGUAUGAUGAAAUACUAUUAUCAGAAGAAGAGGCAAACUUAUCCAUGGAUCACAUUGGUCAAAUCACAUUUGAAUUGAAUGAAGAAAUCGGCGCCGAAGUUGAUCAUGCCAUUUUGGAAGCGGAAGAUAUUUUCAAACAAAUACAGAGUCACAAUUUCACAGGAAAUGAAAUCGACGCAACUAAACAACUGCGAAAAGUCAAUGAACUACUAAAGAAUGUUACUGAUUUUAAACUUCCAUCAGAUGGAUUGUUAACUGAUGUAGAUCAAAUCAAACAUCAAUUGCAAAACUUUAAGGACAAAUUGGAUGACCUGUACAAUAAUACCCAAUAUUCCCUCAACAAGGCGAAUGAAGCAGAGAAAAUUCUAGAAAAGACUGGAAAGGAUCACAUCAAAGCAAAACUUGAAAAUAUCGGCAAAGAAGUCGAACAAUCCAAAGAAAAUGUCAUACAAUCCCAAUAUCUCCUGGGUAAUGCAUCCAAUCUACUAGACGUUGCGAGAGAUCGCCUUGGACAACUGCAAGAUUUGCCAACUUCUUUGGACGUAAGCAACAACAACUUUAACACCACUCUCAACAACAAUAAUGAAGCACUCGAUGAGCUUGUCGAAAAAUAUUCGUUGGUUGAAAACCACGCCAAGUAUCUGUCGGAUGAAGCAGAAGAAAUCGAUCAAAUAUUGUCUGAAAAUAAAGUAGUUGAAGAUGCAGUUAAGGCAGCCAGUGCAUACCAAGAGAUAGUGAAAGCGGUGAACAACUCUAGAAGGGCUGCAGAAGAAUCCAGGAACGAUACUGCUAGUGCUAAAAAUAUUCUGUCGGGCAUCAGCGAUAAGACCACCGAGGCUGAUGAUAAGUCUUCUGAUAUUUUGGAUAAAGCACAUUUAUUAAAUGGACAAAAGGACAAUCUGAUCCCAAGCAUGAAUAGUGUCAAGGAAGACUUUGGCCUAGUUAGUGAAAAUCAAGAAAAGAAUGAUGGUCUCCUUAAGGAAAUUGAAAAGAUUUUGGAUAAUAUUCAUCAAAAGUCAUACGAUGAACACUACAAAAAUGCAUCGGAAACUGCUGAAGAUGCCAACGCAGUAGUAUCUGAAGUUAAGGAUAUUGUGGACCAAGAUUUCACAGAACUGCCUAAUGAAAGAAAAAUGGUUGAAACCCUACCGAAAGAUUAUGAGGAGAUACGCAGCAAUCUUCUAUUAACUGAGAAACAAAUUAGAAGUGUGAACGAAAAACUUCCUGAAGUAAUUGAUAGAGUUGAAAAACUUCCGGAAAAACAUGAGGCUCAACAAAAAGCUGUGGACACCAUUCAGUCAAAAAUAAAGAAAUUGAACCAACAAAUUGAAUUGGCCAGAGAUAUGGCCAACAAAGUUAAAGUUGGCGUACAAUUUUAUCCAAACACUACUCUCGAAUUGAGGAAUCCUGACAAUUUGGAGGAACUAACAACAUCAAUAAAGAUGUCAGGCUAUUUCAGGACAAACAAACUUGACGGCAUAGUUUUCUAUUUGGGUAAUCCGGUUGGAACUAACUUGCCAAAAACAAAAUCAGAUGAUUACAUGUCGCUUGUUAUUGUCAAUGGGUAUCCCACACUCAAAUUUGAUAUUGGAAAUGGACCAGAUCAACUUAUCAAUGAUAAAUUUGUAUCAGAUGGAGUUUGGUAUCAAUAUAUAAUUGAAAGAAUUGGCCACCAUGCAACAUUAACAAUACGUGAGGAAGUAGAUGGUCAAAUAAAAGAAACCAAGGCUGAGAAACCAAUAGUGGGCCACUAUUCAAUCUUCAAUUUAGACAAAGACAAAUCUAAACUGUUUGUGGGCAGUUUCCCACCUACUAAUUACGAGAUUCAAAAGGACAUAGCUGACUACAACUCAUUUGAAGGUGAAAUUGAAGAACUCGUAAUUGGUGACAGACCUGUUUCUCUUUGGAACUUCAACCAAGGCUACGAGAACAAUCAUCCGGCAUUUGAAAGAGACAAACUUUUAGUACUUCAGCCUAGUACCGGUUUCAGGUUUAAUGGAAAUGGUUAUGCUAUUUUAAAUGCUAGGGCCUAUCCAAUAAGGCAGAGAUCUGACAUUCAAUUAGUAUUCAAAACAUUCGCCACCGAAGGACUUUUGUUCUUAACGAGUAAGGACAAAACGUUUAUUGCUUUAGAAAUGCGAAAUGGCAAAGUGCUUUAUCAAUACAAUUUGGGAAGUGGCACUAAGACCAUUGCUACAUCGAAACAAUAUAACGAUGGUAAAUGGCAUAAGAUUGUCGCAAUUAGAGAAGGCGCGAAGGGCAGACUCUCUGUGGACGGUCAAGAAGCAAGAGACGUCACGAAACCUAUAUCUGGUUCCACUAUUGAUCACAUUGAAACAAUAUCAUUUGGUGGCUAUCCCAACAAACACAAUCAUCCAGAAGUUACUGAGAUGAAAUUUGAUGGAUGUAUCAAUAACGUCACAAUUAUGGGUCAACCAGUUGAUCUCAGGGUUAAUAUCAAGACGUUCGAUGUCUUACCAGGAUGUCCAGACAAAUUUGAACCAAUGGUAUCAUUCUCUAAACAACGUCCUGGUUACAUUGGCUGGGACAGAAUUUCAGUCGCAAAUGACUUCAAAAUCGCAUUGAAAUUCAAGACUAAAGAAAAAGAUGGCUUGAUUUUCUAUGUAACUGAUAAUCAACAGACUGCUGGAAUAUCUCUAGCUUUGGUACGCGGUCACCUCAAAGUUAUUAGUCAAAAGAUAGAACUGGUAUCAAAGGAUACAUUUAAUGACACUAAAUGGCAUGUGGUGUCCGUUAUGCACAAUGACAACGAACUUAGGGUGGAUUUCGAUGAUUUUGGUUACAAAGUAACUGAUUCACCACCAGCCUUGCACCUUCUUCAUGGACAUAUGUAUGUGGGUGGUUUACCAUCAAGACUGAAUCCUCUACCGGGAACGGUAGGAUCUACGAAACCAUUCUCUGGGUGUAUAGCAGAUCUUACACUAAAAGGCGCCGUAAAAAAUUUUGCGAAUACGACAGACCGUUCAAAUGAAUAUUUGGCGUCUUGUUUGCUUGAUAAAACCGAACUAGAUGAUUUAGAUGUCCAUAAGUUGCCUGAGUUACCUCCACUUCCAGAUCUUGAAGGAUUUACUACUACUGAGGCAAUUCCUGUCACUGAAAAUCCAUUUGGCUCUAAGGACAAAUCGCGAGGAGAUGGUGGUAAUGACUAUGUGCCUCCAAGUCGGUACCAUCCCAUCGAUAAAAUUCAACCAGUGACUGAAGAAGUAGUAAAACCAGAACCAGAGGAGACAUUCACGAAUGCUCCGCGUCCAGGUCAUAUCGGUCGACCGCCUCCACCAACAACUAAACCACCACCAAAGGAAGGUUGUGCAUUGCCCAUUGAACCUCUAGACGAAGGAGAAAAUAAUGGCUUCCGAUUCGGUACCAAGGAAGCCAGCAGAUUAGAAUAUAUGCAGGCUAGGGGUAAGUUCAAAAAGCAAUGCGACUUCGAUUUGGAGGUUCGCACAUCUGAAAGUGACGGAGUGAUCCUUUAUAUCUCCGACCAGAAAGGCCACGAUCAAUAUAUGGCUCUCUUGAUGCAAGAUGGUCGCUUGGUAUUCACAUUUAACACCACUCAAGGUCCAAUCGUCAUCCGUACCAAAAAUAGGUAUGAUGAUGACAAGUUCCAUUACAUAGAAAUUAGUCGCGAUGGAACUAAUGCCAAAAUAGUGGUGGACAAUCAAGAGAAGUUGAGUCAAUCUGGUAGUGAUCCUUCAUUGGAUCUAAGGGCUCCAUUUUACAUUGGAGGUCUUCCUCCAAAGUUCUACAAUGAUGUCGUCAGUAAAAUUAAUAUGACUGGCACAUUUAAAGGAUGUAUUAGGAACUUCAAUAUGAAUGGAAAGCCUAUGGAAAAUCCUACACUUUAUGAUGUAAUUCCUUGUUCUUCAAACGUGGAGGCUGGAACAUUCUUCAGCGGUGAUGGUUUCGUCAAACUUAAAGAAAAAUUCAAGGUUGGAAUAGAAUUCAACGUUAAAAUGGAAAUAAAGCCAAGAAACAUAUCAGGUGUAAUCUUGGCUGUUCACGGAAAGAAAGAUUACUUUGUUCUUGAAAUGAUAAAUGGGAUGUUACAAGCAACAGUUGACAAUGGUAAACGACCAUUUAAAACUAUAUUCAAAAAGGAUAGUAUCUAUAGUCUUUGUGAUGGAGAAUGGCAUAGUAUUCAAGCUGUGAAAUCGAAGAACGUCAUCACAUUAUCUGUAGACAACGUAUUUACACCUCCUCAAUUAGGUGAUCGUCAUGCGCUUUCUACAGAUACGGGAAGUGCCCUAUUUAUCGGUGGUCAUCGCUACAUUAAACGUAUCAGAGGAAUCCAAACUAGAACUCCGUACGUUGGAUGCGUCCGAAACAUUUAUAUAAAUAAUGAACCGGCAGAGAUUAUACCAACCAUGAUAAAUGGUAAAGUCAAUGUAGGUUCAUGUAGAACUAAUUAAGGACAAUAAAGUAUUUUCAAAUAUAUUGUCGUUUGACUCAAUAUGUUAUUUUAUAUUCUACUAUUGUAAUUUCUUCUAGCAACCAUGCAUGUUAACUGAUCAAUCAAAAUUGUCUUUAUAAUUUUUUAUUCAGGUAUAGUUGACUAAAGAUAUUUGUAAUUUUUAAUGUUACCAUUUAUAAAUAAAUAUAUUUGCUUGUGCUUUCA
This is a messenger RNA of Aethina tumida (small hive beetle), 11336 nucleotides long. It is a transcript of the gene LanA, whose product is annotated as laminin subunit alpha-like. Gene Ontology annotation, cellular component: basement membrane. Gene Ontology annotation, biological process: regulation of embryonic development; axon guidance; regulation of cell adhesion. Gene Ontology annotation, molecular function: signaling receptor binding. The record is from RefSeq and is a predicted model, not a curated record. Bases 46 to 11130 code for a protein of 3694 amino acids. The transcript has 41 exons. Lineage: Eukaryota; Metazoa; Arthropoda; Insecta; Coleoptera; Nitidulidae.